Molecule: messenger RNA, 1610 nt
Organism: Marchantia polymorpha subsp. ruderalis
Lineage: Eukaryota; Viridiplantae; Streptophyta; Marchantiopsida; Marchantiales; Marchantiaceae
Source: the annotation of a GenBank genome assembly
GCGACUGUAAAGUCAAAAUGGAAGGGCUAGGUGUAAGAUUUUCAAUGUGUUUUCUAUUUUUUUGUUCUGUAUGUCUCUUCUCUUGUCUUGAUGCUUCCCAUCUCAUGUAUGUAGGUAUUCGAGGAGCCUGUUUCGCUGCCCUCCUUGAACCUGUUGAACAUGCAGAAAGAAUUAUCCACAUCCCAGCAUUUCAGUUCUAAUGAACGAUGUGUCAGGAACUCGUUUGAUGAAUAUCAUGAAAAACGUGAUUCUUGUUGCAAUUCCUUGACUAGAAUGGUGGAUUGUAUCAAUCCAACCAAACGUCUCAAACGACUUACACACGUCUCCUAUCUUCCAAGCUCAGAGACGAGAAAGAUCGUGGUCAUUGGAAAGAUCGAGAUAGGCUUUACUGCUGUGUUCGAAUUACCAAUUGAUUGCAUUGAUUGUGCCGCGGAUUCGGCGAUUGUUGCUGCUGUUUUAGAAGGAAUAAAUGCUGCAAGUUUUAGAAGCAAUAAAUGCUUUUCCAAAUCAUAGGUAGAGGCAUAGCGCGCUUAUUCAAAAAGCCAUGAGUUAUGAUCAGCAUAAAUGAUGACGAAGACUCUCAUUUCCGGAAAGCAGAAUUUGAUUCGCUUGAAUGCCCCACGGACUGCCCACGCCCAUGUGAACGAGUAUGUCCUGCUUCGGCUAUAAAGUUUCAAAACUCUAAUCAGAAAGCUUCUUCUAACCACCUGGACGGUGGCGUAAUUGUUGAUCGAUGUUAUGGUUGUGGUCGAUGCCUUCCAAUAUGCCCUUUGGGUCUCAUUAGUGCCACAUCUUAUGUCCGACCUUUAGAGACUGUGGCCAGUUUGUUGCAUAGUGAAGAUGUGGAUGCAGUUGAAAUACAUACAGGAGCGGGUCCCUGCUGUAUAUGCAGACAUUUGAGCGCCUUUCGAGAGUUAGUUUCCCAGCUGGGAAAUGCUUUUUCGUCUCUGAAACUUGUAGCUGUCAGUGUACCUGAUUAAGAGGAGUUAAUGAUUCCAACUCUAAACGCCAUGUAUACGUCUAUGAAACCUUUCGUGAAGAAUCUCAAUCUCUGGCAGUUAGAUGGUCGGCCGAUAAGUGGAGAUAUUGGAGUUGGUGCCACAAGAGCAGCCAUAAUGUUGGCUCAAAAGGUGGUUUUGUCUUCAGAGAGACCUCCAGGUCGUGCUUGUCUUUCCACUCUUGCUUGUCAUUAUACAAGUUUUGUCCAACUUGCUGGAGGAACGAAUGUGCAUACUGCAACAGCUUUAAAGAACGUGGGCUUGCAACGCUGGAUAACAUACGAGAAUCAUGAAAGAUUGAAUCAUAUGUAUGUGCAUGCUGCAGGGGUAUCUCAGCAAUACGAAGACAACCAAAGUGGGUCUGCAGUGAUCGCAGGAGUUGCAUACGGAGGAUAUGCACGGAAGAUAGUGCACAAGUUUCUCAGAAAUGUGGGCGAAGAGGAAACGUGCGGUGAUGUGCUGUUGAACCGAAGUAGCAACCAGAUGGAAAAUUAUCCUCAUUUUCUCCUCCACGCUGUUUUAGAAGCGAACGUUCUCGUUGAUAGUAUAAAGUGUAGUGUGAAUCAAAAUUUUCAUAUUUCCACUGUCCCGGAAUCUCACGAACACAUAUAA